Messenger RNA from Aspergillus bombycis, 2199 nucleotides. RefSeq lists its product as uncharacterized. The record is from RefSeq and is a predicted model, not a curated record. Lineage: Eukaryota; Fungi; Ascomycota; Eurotiomycetes; Eurotiales; Aspergillaceae. The coding region runs from base 1 to 2199 and encodes 732 amino acids. The transcript has a single exon.
AUGCAAAGCCUUUGGUCCCGGGCCGCCUCGGCGCGCUCGAGUUGUCAUUGCGUUUCUUGUCUAAGCACAGCGACUCCCGGACUAACGUCAAGGGCGGCAUCAGCAGCCAGUAAAAGACGGUUACGAAUUGGAAACUCGGUCACAGCUCUAUACACAAGUAUCUUUGCGGCGGCAGCUUUAGCUGAUGCCCAAGCCAAAGAUCAACGACGCCAUGAAUGGCAGGAGAAGAUCGCAGCUGUGAAGGAAGAAGUCAACGAAUUAGUGGACGAGGAACAACGCCUUCUGGCAACUAUUUUAGCACGACGGAAGCGGAGGUCAUUAUUCAAUGGUGUAUUGACAAGCCGACAAUACAGCACCUUUGCCAGAUCAUCACCAGGGGAAAUCCGAAAUACGACAAGGAGUAUAUCGACACCUUCACUCGCCGCCGGCGUCCGCCCGCAAGAUAAUUAUGAGACUCGACUUGAGGACGGGAUUGAAACUAUUCUCGAUAAGGUAGAUGAAUAUGACAGGAAAGUCCUUGAGGAUCUGGUCGCGGAUAGUGAUGACCCGGUGUCGAACGAAUCAAACGAGGAGUAUGGCUUCACUCUUGGAGAUGACACGUUUCCCGAGUGGCUAUCAUACGACAUAGUCCGCCAAAAGGCUAUACGGAAGCUUGCAGUGAAACAGUUGGCCAUACGACUUUUGCUACGUCCGGUGAUUGCGCACUCUUACAUGGGACUUCGGAUGAACUAUAUUUCCGAUAGUUUGGUGCCCAAGUUGAAUGUAGCGGAGCUCCUACAUGAAUUGAAUCAAAUCCGACUUCGGUUACAGGAGUUGAAGACAAAGAGAGAGGUGAAUAUUGAUGAUUUGGCACAGGAUCUCCGUGUCCGCAACAUCAAGGAGAUGGUUGGAGAGAAUAUAAAACUCGACCAACAGGUUCGCCGCGACACAGAUCUCUACCUCGAAGGAGCUAUGUCUCUUCAAGAGCUUCUUUUGAGGUUGUCCAGCAACCUGCUGCAAGCUACUGAUCCCGACCGACCGUAUGCCCUGGGAGUCAUGCUUUACACGUUCACCAAAUGUCAUCAAAAUGACCUAGGUGAUCUGGUCUUAAAGACAGUAUUGCCGAACAAGUUUCCAUUAAGCUCCGCUUUUAUUCUCUCAACAAUAACCUUUUACCGCAAAUCCAAAAAUCUCAAAGCAUUCGACUUGUUUCUGGAAAUGCUGUGUGGUGAUAGCUACCCGGUAGACAUGUCCACCAUGGGAUAUUUUAAGCGGACAGUGGUCCAUGGCGUCGAGAUCUCAAUUCCUCCCAGCAAUAUGACCAAUUCGAUUAUGUACUCUGCACUAAUCAUAGCUUGCUUGCGCUUCAAUCAACCCGACCGAGCCAAUGCCUAUCAGCAUGCCGCAAGAGCGGCAGGGUACAUGGACGAUUUUUCAACUCUUUUCGCCUAUCUGAAAUUUUACGGUAUUCGCCGUGAUUGGAAGAAAGGGGUGGAAACUAUCAAAAGAUCUUUGGCUUUCAUGGCAUCAUCUACAGAACACAAGUCAUACUCUCUCGAGAGGUUGGUAGUAUUGAUGGUACAUCUGUGUGAUACGUGCGGCAGAUACGAUGUCUCCGAAGCCAUUAUCGUAGCCGCGGUCGAAAAUGGAUUUGACUGGAGGUCUGCACAGAAACAAACAGACAUCACCUUCUCAUUUGAUCCCCACUUCCGCCGAUGGCACGUAGCUGCGGAUUCGUCAACUAUAGGAGCAAUCAAGGACCAGCCGCUGUGGGAGAGAUCUUAUGCCUUCGUAAACACGGUCGGAGAACAGCUGAACGACCUUACCCUGCCCGAGGAGGAAGACUCUGCGAGGAAAUGGCAUAAGCUGGUGGGGACAUACUCCCAGGAAGUUCUAUCAGCUGUGCUCGCUGGCCGCGUCGCCGAGUAUAAGAAACCCGAAGAGGACGGGCAGCAAAACCUGCUGAAAACCAUCGACGUGGAGAACAACAGAUUCUACAAUGCUGAAACUACAGCAAAGGCUCACCAAAAAGAGAUCCUCGCUCUGAAGGACCAGGUUACGCAGCUGAAACGAAUGGUUUUUGACUUGACAAAACAAUCCGCACUCGGCCAUUCCCAGCCCAGUCCCCAGGAUCUUGGACAAUUAAAGGACAAGCUUCGUCAUACGAACUCACGCGUGCUCGAGCCAAGCGCGGCAAACAUUCGUUACGUUGGAAACUAA